CUAACACUCGGCCAAACCAUGGUGGACUACUAUGCAGUUCUAGGAGUGCAGAGAUACGCGUCACCAGAGGAUAUUAAAAGAGCUUACCGUAAAGUGGCACUUAAAUGGCAUCCUGAUAAAAAUCCAGAAAAUAAAGAGGAAGCAGAGCAAAAAUUCAAAGAAGUUGCUGAGGCAUAUGAAGUAUUAUCAAACGGUGAGAAACGAGACAUUUAUGACAAAUACGGCAAGGCAGGGUUAGGUGGCGGAGGUGGAAGUCAUCUUGAUGAUGAACGUGAGUACAGUUUCACAUUCCGUAAGGCAGAUGAUGUUUUUGAAGAAAUUUUUGGCGAAAGCGACCCAUUUUCAUUUCACUUCUUUGAAGCCUCGCUUGAGGACCUUUUCAGCAGUUCAAGAAACUCCAGUGGAAGCAGAAGCAGAGGCACAGACUGCCUUUUCUCCCGUUCCUACGACCACCCAGGGCCUGCCAGUCUCUCUGCUUACAACACGAGAUAUUCGCUGGGGCGCGAGGGCCUUACUUCAUCGUCUUCCCUGGUAUUCGAUGAUACUGGGAUGGGCACUUACACACCCAUUGCUCUUUCGAGCAAAUUUGUUAACGGGAGAAAUAUUAAUACAAAGACAACCUUUGAGAGCCACCAAGAAAGAGAAGCUGAAGACGACAGUGAGUGGAGACCCUUUCUUCAUCUUGUGGUAGAUGAAGAGGACUUGGCAGAGAAAUUUAACUGGACGAGACAGUUCAACAAGUAUUCACCAAAUUCUUACAGUCCCUCAACUAUAUCUCAGUGUACUGUUGUGGACAGCAAGGAACAAGGUACGUCUUGGCUCACCAGCAAGAAGGACCCUUCCGUUUCCUCAGCGGGAUUCAAAGAAGGUGGCAGGAGGAAAAAAAAGAAGUGCCAAGAGGGGCAGAAGAAGAAGAAGAAGAAGAAGUCGAAGAAAAGGAGCCGCUAA
This is a messenger RNA of Acomys russatus (golden spiny mouse), 948 nucleotides long. RefSeq names its product DnaJ heat shock protein family (Hsp40) member B7 (gene Dnajb7). The transcript has a single exon. The coding region runs from base 19 to 948 and encodes 309 amino acids. Gene Ontology annotation, molecular function: ATPase activator activity; Hsp70 protein binding. NCBI's taxonomy places the organism in Eukaryota, Metazoa, Chordata, Mammalia, Rodentia, Muridae. Gene Ontology annotation, biological process: protein refolding; positive regulation of proteasomal ubiquitin-dependent protein catabolic process. The record is from RefSeq and is a predicted model, not a curated record. Gene Ontology annotation, cellular component: endoplasmic reticulum membrane; cytosol.